GCCGGAAGUCCCGCCUGCCGCGUAGUCGCCGCCGCUGCUGUUGCCGCCGUCGUUGUUGUUGUAGUCCGUGAGCUGAACACCUCGGCUCCGAGAGCCGUCUCCGUCCCCUUCUCGCCGCCGCCAUGAAGUGGAUGUUCAAGGAGGAUCACUCGUUGGAACACAGAUGCGUGGAAUCCGCGAAAAUCCGAGCGAAAUAUCCCGACCGGGUUCCGGUGAUUGUGGAAAAAGUCUCUGGCUCUCAGAUUGUUGACAUUGACAAACGGAAGUACCUGGUUCCAUCUGACAUCACUGUGGCUCAGUUCAUGUGGAUCAUCAGGAAAAGAAUCCAGCUUCCUUCUGAAAAGGCAAUCUUCCUCUUUGUGGAUAAGACAGUCCCACAGUCCAGCCUAACUAUGGGACAGCUUUACGAAAAGGAAAAAGAUGAAGAUGGAUUCUUGUACGUGGCCUACAGCGGAGAGAACACUUUUGGCUUCUGAGGGCCAGCGCUAGGCUAGGUGCACCGUUCCCGUUUGUGUAUCUUGUAAAUAGCCAGCCAUUUUCAGUUAUUACACCAGACCCUCUUGACAUAGACCUAUUAGUGCAUUUGUAACUGGAUUUAUUUCUUAAUAUAUUGGAAGGUUUUGUUUCCUUAGAUUAGUAAAUUAUCAUAGUUUUAUUUUGAAUUUUUCUUUUUGUGCAUUGUCCUCAUGGCUAUACUAUCAAGGGAACCUGUUUCUCUGGGAAUCAUAUUUAAUGAAGAUAUUUCCACACUGAAGUGAGGUAGGUGGGGUAUUAAAGUGAAAAGGAGGGAGAUGAUGCAUUUAUUCUGGAUUAUGUUUGAAGUGUUAGAAGUGUUAGAUGGCUAAGUAUUAAAAGCAUCCAAAUUAAAUCCUUAGCAAUCAGAACACUUGCUUCACUAGAUUUUUGCCAACUGCCAAUCAUGUUGGACUGAGCUAAUCUGUUCCUCUUUCUGAAACUGUUAAGGUAAAUAAUUAACAAUAAAACUUGCUCUUGUAAAGGCA
This is a messenger RNA of Trichechus manatus latirostris (Florida manatee), 1001 nucleotides long. It is a transcript of the gene GABARAPL2, whose product is annotated as GABA type A receptor associated protein like 2. The coding region runs from base 123 to 476 and encodes 117 amino acids. Gene Ontology annotation, biological process: autophagosome assembly; autophagy of mitochondrion; macroautophagy. The transcript is spliced from 4 exons. Lineage: Eukaryota; Metazoa; Chordata; Mammalia; Sirenia; Trichechidae. Gene Ontology annotation, cellular component: cytosol; autophagosome membrane; autophagosome. Gene Ontology annotation, molecular function: ubiquitin protein ligase binding. The record is from RefSeq and is a predicted model, not a curated record.